AUGGCACCCUCUUCGUCAACUUCAUCUAAGGUAAGUAUAAAGCUUUUGAUUGAUAAAAAAGCCAAGAAAGUUCUAUUUGCGGAAGCCAACAAAGAAUUUGUGGAUUUCCUGUUCCACAUCUUUUCUCUCCCUGUUGGUACUGUCAUCAGGCUUUUGAAAAAGAAUUCAAUGGUGGGUUCAUUGGGAAACCUCUACGACAGCAUCGAAAACUUGAACGAUACUUAUAUGCAGCCAAAUCGAAACAAAGACAGUAUUUUGAACCCCAAGAUUGCCAACUAUGGGGAUCCUGUUCCAUUAUUGCUAUCUAAUGAUGAUGAUGAUGCUCCCGUGGCUAAGACGUUUUACAAUUGUAUUAAUCAUCAUUCAUAUGUAGCCGAAGAUCCUACUGCUGUGUGUCCUCAGUGCAAUGGUCGUAUGAAUGCUGUCGUCUCCUUUGUGGCUGGUGCUGGUGCAGCGAAGUUGACGGCAGAGGGUGGUGGUUUUGUGAAGGGAGUGGUUACUUACAUGGUUAUGGAUGAUCUGGUGGUGAAKCCUAUGUCCACCAUAUCUAGCAUCACCAUGCUCAACAAGUUCAAUGUGAAAGAAGUUGGUGGUCUUGAGGAAAAGGUGGUUUCUUUGGAAAUGAAAGAGGGUCUGAUGUUGCUGAGGGCGUCCAUGCAGUGCAAGAAUGUGCUWACCACUGUGUUUCUUGCUUAA
Messenger RNA from Cynara cardunculus var. scolymus (artichoke), 696 nucleotides. RefSeq lists its product as uncharacterized. The transcript has 2 exons. The record is from RefSeq and is a predicted model, not a curated record. The coding region runs from base 1 to 696 and encodes 231 amino acids. NCBI's taxonomy places the organism in Eukaryota, Viridiplantae, Streptophyta, Magnoliopsida, Asterales, Asteraceae.